GCCCAGCCACAGCCGCAGGCCCGCCGCAGGCCCAGCGCGCCACCAUGGUGCGACAGCGCCCGCGGCCGCGGGGACCGCUGCAGCAGCAGAGGCGGACCAGGCGGAACGCGGGCUGAGGCCGGGGCCUCCGGGUGGUGGGGCCUCCGGGUGGUGGGCUCGCGAACCCCCGCGUCCCCGAGCCCCGACUCCCCCUCCUUGCCGGACCAUGCGCGCCCCCAGCCGCCCCGGAGGCUGAGCCCGUCUGCCCGCGCCGCCGUCGCCCUCCCGGCUGCCCCGCCAUGGCCUUGCCGGGCGCCGAGGGCGCGGCUGACAGGCCGGUGUCCCCGGCCCGGGGCGCCCCCGCCGGCUCCGCGUCGUCGUCGUCCGCCUCCUCCGGCGGCUCGGCCUCCGCCUCGGCCUCGGCGGGCGCGGGGCUGUGGGCCGCGCUGUACGACUACGAGGCGCGCGGCGAGGACGAGCUGAGCCUGCGGCGCGGGCAGCUGGUGGAGGUGCUGUCGCAGGACGCCGCCGUGUCGGGCGACGAGGGCUGGUGGGCCGGCCAGGUGCAGCGGCGCCUCGGCAUCUUCCCCGCCAACUACGUGGCGCCGUGCCGCCCGGCCGCCCUCCCCGCGCCCCAGCCGCCGCCGCCGCGGCCCGGCUCGCCCGCGCACGUCGACUUCGAGCGGCUGGAGCUCCGAGAGCUCAUCGGCGCCGGCGGCUUCGGGCAGGUGUACCGCGCCACCUGGCAGGGCCGGGAGGUGGCGGUGAAGGCGGCGCGCCGCGACCCGGAGCAGGACGCGGCGACGGCGGCCGAGAGUGUGCGGCGGGAGGCGCGGCUCUUCGCCAUGCUGCGGCACCCCAACAUCAUCGAGCUGCGCGGCGUGUGCCUGCAGCAGCCGCACCUCUGCCUGGUGCUCGAGUUCGCCCGCGGCGGAGCGCUCAACCGCGCUCUGGCAGCCGCCAACGUCGCCCCGGAUCCCCGCGCGCCAGGCCCGCGCCGCGCGCGCCGCAUCCCCCCACACGUGCUGGUCAACUGGGCGGUGCAGAUCGCCCGCGGCAUGCUCUACCUGCACGAGGAGGCCGUCGUGUCCAUCCUGCACCGGGACCUCAAGUCCAGCAACAUUUUGCUGCUUGAGAAGAUAGAGCAUGAUGACUUCUGCAAUAAAACGUUGAAGAUUACAGAUUUUGGGCUGGCGAGAGAAUGGCACAGGACGACCAAGAUGAGUGCCGCGGGCACCUAUGCCUGGAUGGCGCCGGAAGUCAUCAAGUCUUCCCUGUUUUCUAAGGGGAGUGACAUCUGGAGCUAUGGAGUCCUGCUAUGGGAGCUGCUCACGGGAGAAGUCCCCUACCGUGGCAUCGACGGGCUCGCCGUGGCCUAUGGGGUGGCCGUCAAUAAGCUCACUUUGCCCAUUCCAUCCACCUGCCCGGAGCCGUUUGCCAAGCUCAUGAAAGAGUGCUGGCAGCAAGACCCCCACAUUCGUCCUUCAUUUGCCUUAAUUCUUGAACAGCUGACAGCUAUUGAAGGGACGGUUAUGACCGAAAUGCCUCAAGAAUCUUUUCAUUCCAUGCAAGAUGACUGGAAGCUGGAAAUUCAACAAAUGUUUGAUGAACUGAGAACAAAGGAGAAGGAGCUGCGGUCCCGAGAGGAGGAGCUGACCCGAGCCGCGCUGCAGCAGAAGUCCCAGGAGGCGCUGCUCAGGCGGCGGGAGCAGCAGCUGGCAGAGCGGGAGAUCGACGUGCUGGAGCGGGAGCUGAACAUUUUGAUAUUCCAGUUAAACCAGGAGAAGCCCAAUGUCAAGAAGAGGAAGGGAAAGUUCAGGAGAAGUCGGCUGAAGCUCAAAGACGGCCAUCGAAUCAGUUUACCCUCAGACUUCCAGCAUAAAAUCACCGUCCAGGCCUCUCCCAACUUGGACAAACGGAAGAGUGUGAACAGCAAUGGCUCCAGCCCACCCAGCAGCCCCACAGUGAUCCCUCGGCUCCGAGCGAUACAGUUGACUUCAGACGAAAGCAAUAAAACCUGGGGAAGGAACACAGUCAGUCGACAAGAAGAAUUUGAGGAUUUGAAAAAGAACUUCAGGAAAAAAGGUUGUACCUGGGGACCCAACUCAAUUCAAAUGAAAGAAAGAAGUGACAGCAAAGAAAGAAUACGACCUCUCUCAGACGGCAACAGCCCUUGGUCAGCUCUCUUAAUAAAGAAUCCGAAAACCACGCCGUUGGCUUCAUUAUUUGUGGACCAGCCAGGUGCUUCUGAAGAGCCAAAACUUUCCCCCGAUGGAUCAGAACACAGAAAACCAAAGCAAAUAAAAUCUCCUAGCCAAGCCUAUGUUGAUCUACCUCUUUGGAAAGAUGGCCAGAGAGAGGAUCCAGUAGAGCCAGGAAGCUGGGAGGAGGGCCCCUCUUCAAGCUCUGCUGCAAGCCCUCCUCAGGUGACCCCUACAAGUAGUCGGAGCAGGUCCCCCCAGAGGAAGAAGACGGAGUCUGCCCUGUACGGCUGCACCGUGCUGCUGGCGUCAGUCGCUCUGGGGCUGGAUAUCAGAGAGCUUCAUCAAGCACAGGCUGCCGGAGGACUGUUGCCCAAAGAAGAAAGGAAGAAACGUGAGGGGAUCUUCCAGUGGGCUCCCAAGUCCCGAGGUGGGGCCAGUCCUUCCACAAGACCACCAUCUAUGGGCGAGAGGGCCAGCAGCCCACCCUUACUCCCUCCACCAGGCGCCAUGAGCCUUCUCUCCGGGCCGUCUCUUUCCACCAGGUGCUUGCUGCAGACGGACAGCGCAGAUCUGUCUGAGGGCAGCCCACGCGUUGCUUCGGACCCUGAGAUGCCCGCUCCAGGUUUUUGUGUGGCCAUCGGAGGACGUAGUCAUGAGCCGACUUCCACGCCAAGACUUGAGACUGAUCGGAGUCCAUGGAAAAACCCAUCUCCUCCUUUCCUAGAGUGGACGUGCAGGAAUGUGCCUUAUUCUGCUUCUUCAAAAGAACGAGCAUCACAUCACAGACGAACCCUCUCCGAGGGAAAUGCUUGUCAGACCCCAACAGCUGCUGCGGGUGCAACUCUCAGCUCAGACCCCGGAGCCUCGGACCUGCCCCCGAAGUGGACUCUGGGAACGCCCCGGUGCUCCCCGCCAAGGGAGGCCCCGCUGGAAAAACAAAGAGCGGGCGCCCUGGUGCCCCCAUCUCGCCUGCCAACCUUCAGGAGCCGCUCAGACUCACAGCCCGCCGGGCAGGCACAGGUGCUCUCCGUCGGGCCGGGUCCGACUCCCCCCACCGCUUGUCCCCCCGGGGGGGGCGAGGACAGGACUACACCCCAUGUGCCUUCCCUCCUGGACGUCGACGCCCAAGGCCAGAGCAGGGACGGCCCGGUGCCUUUGGGCAGGAUGAUGAGCAGAGCCAGCCAGCCGUCCGUGCGGCAGCUGGAGGAGGAGUUUCUGUCUUAAGUGCCUUAUGUUCGAGCAUUUCUGUGUUUCGUUUUGUUUUUAAGGUGAACAAAUGAAAACAGUUUGAACUGUUAAAUGCUGCUGUGUUUUUGAAAGCUGUGGCCAUGUUCCUGAAGUAGUAAUGGAUGUCAGCCUUUCCGGAAAAAUGUAUGUGAUUGCUGUUAGCGGUCUGUCGUUUUUCGGCUCCUGGAAUCUUAGGUAGUAACUUGGAAUGUGCAAAACAAGUGUAAAUGAGUGUGAAACAAGAAACGUGCAGCAACGUAAAGCUAUGCUGGGUUCAGUUACCCGAAGCGUAGUUGUAAGGUUCUGUUGGUUCUCACCAGCAUCCCCCAAAACCCAGAUCGGAAUGAGGUGCGCCACGUUUGUCCAAAGCCCAGGUCGGAAUGAGAUGCGCCACGUUUGUCCAAAGCCCAGGUCGGAAUGAGGUGCGCCACGUUUGUCGCUCCUUUGUUUUCUCCCUGUUUGCCUUUCCUUCUUUCUUCCUUCCUUCCCUCCUUCCUUCCUUGGUUUUUUUUUUUUUUUUUUUUUUUUUUUUUUUGGUUUGUUUCUUUUGUUAUUUGUGCAACAAAAAGCCAAGAAUAAUGUGAUAUCAGUCAGUAAAGGUAUGUAUUUUGAAAAAAUUGAAGACUAGAAUAGAUGGUGAGCCCCACAGUGACACCCCUUGAACUGAGCCGAGGGCUUACGACGCAUGGAUACGUCAAGGCAUCACAAGGAUGACGCCUGUUUCUCUCUGAGGAAAUUUUACUGAAUGUAACUUGUAAACAUUUUACUGAAUGUAACUUCUAAACGUGUUAUCUAUCAGAACCCCAAAAUGGAUUUUUUAAAAUUUUAUUUAUUUGUCAGAGAGAAAGAGCACACGCAGGGGGAGCAGCAGGCAGAGGCAGAGGGAGAAGCGGGGUGACCAAGAAGCCCGAUGUGGGGCUCCAUCCCUGGACCCUGGGAUCAUGACCUGAGCCGAAGGCAGAUGCUUAACCGACUGAGCCACCCAGGCGUCCCCCAAAACGGAUCUUUGAAAGGUCAGUCAGUCAGUCAUGGGCAUUUGGCUAAGACCACAUCAUGUCCCCCUGAGCAAGGCUAAUCGGUAGGUUCUUCCUAUAGAAUCGGUUCUUGUUUCAUCAGGAGCCACUUACUCAGUCUCCAGACUAAAAAUCUUUUUCAUUUUAUAGUAGGAUUUUUAAAAAUUAAGUGACGUAGGUAUUCAUUGUAAACAGUCCUGUCAUUCCAUUUUAUUUUUCUCUAUAUAAAUGUGUAAUUAUUCUGAUAACCCCAAAUACCGUUAGAAACACUGCCAAAUCAAGAAACAGUGACACUGUUAGAAUUCAAGUGUUUUGUAGUUAUCUUCAUGCUUCAGUAAACUGUGGAAAACUGUUAGACAUCUGCUAAGAUAAGUUGACAUGGUGGAAAUGACAAAUAUGGAUUACUUUCAGAUACAGAUUUUAAAUGGAUUUGAGGUAGCAGAUCAGGAUUUGAAAUGAUUUGAAAUGAUUUUAUGAGUUAUUUUAUAAAAUCACACCUCUAUGAUACAAAUAGACUACUGAGUUAUUAAACUACAGAAAUGCUAUCCAGGAGCUUACAAAUUUGUCUGAACUCUUCUGCUUCCCUUCUGCCACUAAAAUGUGGUUAUUUUGGAUGACAAUAAAUACUUAACAUUUGGCGUACAAGGAAAAACUAAAUUGCAAACAUCACUUGACAUUUCAUUUAAAGCUUUACCUUAGUUAAGGUUUCCUGAAUAACUGAAGUGUCAGCGAUUUAAAUCAGCUGUGAUAAAACGCCCACCUGUAGCAGAAACAAGAAAAUGAUACUCUUUGGCCACUCGACACAUCCAGUGACUUGGCAGGUAUAACCCCGCAAAUAGUGAACAGAGCACUGAAAGGAUUCGAUCAACAUGAGUGCGUUCUACCCCAGGGAAAACAGUCCUGGGUUUAAAAUUCUUGCAGCAAAAUCUCAGGUACUUCACUUUGUUUUGUCGUAUUACGGAUUCUGUUCUAGGGCUUGGCUUCACUUUCGGGAGAUUGUUAAAGUACGAAAUCAAAAUCUGAUUUCCUCAAAAUUGUAUCACAUUUGAAACUAUGGCUGGCCGCUUCAUUCUAUGUUCAGUCAUUUGGGGGCAUGUAUUUCCUGCUAAAAGUAAAGGAAAUAUAUGCCUAAAAUAGCAAGUAAAAGAAGUAUAGAAACUCAGUUUCACUUCUGCCAAAACAUUAUGUGUGUGUGUGUGUGUGUGUGUGUAUGUGAGUAGGGGUGGGGGGUAGCUGUGGGUGUUCAUCUGUCUUCUCCCUCUGCCCUGUUCCUGCUCCCCCGUAGCUCUGUUUCAGUCCACUGCACAUUAUGAUGAAUUUAGAAAUGAAACUACAUUAAAAAGAUAAUUGCAAUACCAGGAUUCAAUCUCGCAUUCCAGCAGAUUGUUGUUUUUUGCUGAGAUCUGUUGUAUAUUUGUGAUUUUCUAUGUGUGCUAGGAUGUUUAGCAGAAUCUGGCUAUUUAUUUUCAUGUAGACUUACUAGCUCGUUGAAAGAGAAAUUAAGCUGAUUACCAUUAGUCAACAUUGAAGGUGCUCCCACUGCAGAAACUUAAGGCCUGAGCCUGUUAUGCUGUAUUAUGAAGCCUUGUGACUGAAAAAGAUGUUUACAUAUGUUGUCUAUUUUUUUAAUAAACUUUUUUUUAUAGCUAG
This is a messenger RNA of Mustela lutreola (European mink), 6073 nucleotides long. It is a transcript of the gene MAP3K21, whose product is annotated as mitogen-activated protein kinase kinase kinase 21. Lineage: Eukaryota; Metazoa; Chordata; Mammalia; Carnivora; Mustelidae. The transcript has 10 exons. The coding region runs from base 279 to 3407 and encodes 1042 amino acids. Gene Ontology annotation, biological process: protein phosphorylation. Gene Ontology annotation, molecular function: protein binding; ATP binding; JUN kinase kinase kinase activity. The record is from RefSeq and is a predicted model, not a curated record.